AUGAAUAGGAGUGAUAAUAAGGGACGAGUGAGUGGAUUGAUACCAAGCAAUAAGGGUUUUGUAGUUCAUUAUCAAGGCUAUCCUUCUUCGACAUCUCGAGCUAUCCAAAAUCUUAGAGGGAGUGAAUCAAUUCUCAAGGAAGUUUUGUUUAGGAGAGCUUCACUCUUGUCACGAAUACCGGAGGCAUGUUACUUUAAGGGAAUGGCAAACUACCGGCAUUUUGUUCCAGUUCAUGCUGAUAUAGGCAAGAGGAAAAGGAAGAAUUGUAGUGAGAUGGAGGAACCAUAUUUUCAAAGAAAAUGCGGUCUAAUGGAUUUGGAUCUAAAGGAUGUGAUGAUGCUUUUGCCUCCACUUUUUUCGAUCAAAUACGUGCCGAAAUAUUGCAAUUUUACUUUAGCUGAAUGA
Messenger RNA from Dovyalis caffra, 405 nucleotides. NCBI's taxonomy places the organism in Eukaryota, Viridiplantae, Streptophyta, Magnoliopsida, Malpighiales, Salicaceae. The record is from the annotation of a GenBank genome assembly.